Colletotrichum karsti is the source of this 2994-nucleotide messenger RNA. RefSeq names its product calpain-like protein. NCBI's taxonomy places the organism in Eukaryota, Fungi, Ascomycota, Sordariomycetes, Glomerellales, Glomerellaceae. Gene Ontology annotation, cellular component: cytoplasm. Bases 1 to 2994 code for a protein of 997 amino acids. Gene Ontology annotation, molecular function: calcium-dependent cysteine-type endopeptidase activity. Gene Ontology annotation, biological process: proteolysis. The transcript has 4 exons. The record is from RefSeq and is a predicted model, not a curated record.
AUGGCUUACAGCUCCAGCUCCAGCUCCAGCUCCGUAAUCUCUGGCGCGUCAUCUCCCGUCAGCAACCCCUCUCUAAACCCUCAACGCCGCAGACACGUAUACGUGAUGCCCGCCAAUAGCAAUAAACCUCGGAAGGCGAAACAACAACCUCCCCAAGACAUUAUCGACGAGUUUUGGGCCAAGUUCACAACCAAGACCCCGGGCAAGGCAACUACCGUUAUCCCGCAAAAUGAAUAUGCCGAGAAGGUCGCUCGGCGGUCUGCUGCCGCCACAGGUGUAAACACUCAGACGUCAUACGACGAGGCCGCCGCCGUCUGCAAGACAAAGGUCGACAAGAUCGUGAAAGAGUGUCGGAGAGUGAACCAGAAGUACCGGGAUCCCCACUUCGACCUCGAGUUCGAUCUCAAGUUCAACCGGCGAGACUGUCUCGAGUCGCUCUGGAACACCAAGGACAAGGACCCGACGCCGUCCUCGUUCAGUCCGAAGGCGGUCAAGCGAGUCGUCGACAUCUUUGAUAAUCCGCAAUUCUACAUCGACGGUCCCACCGCUAAUGAUGUGCGUCAAGGUCGAGACGGAGACUGCUGGUUGAUGGCUGCGCUUUGCAAUCUCAGCAACAAGACCGGGCUCAUCGAAAAGGUCUGCGUCGCCCACGACCAGGAUGUCGGUGUAUAUGGUUUUGUAUUCCACAGAGAUGGGGAAUGGUACAGCGAGAUCAUCGACGAUAAGCUGUAUCUGACAAAGCCUGAUUACGACGAAGGAUACAUAGAGCGUAUCCUCUGGGAGGACCGCGAGCGUGUCAACUCCGAAGAAGCCUACCGGCGCAUCUACCAGACAAACAGUGGCGCUCUUUACUUUGCUCAAUGCGAAAACCCAAACGAAACCUGGUUGCCACUCCUUGAGAAAGCUUAUGCCAAGGCACACGGGGACUAUGCAUGCAUCGAGGGCGGUUUCACCGGCGAGGCCAUCGAGGAUCUUACCGGGGGCGUCACUUCAGAGAUAUACACUUCAGAUAUCCUGGACAAGGAGUACUUCUGGAAGGAGAAACUUCUCAAGGUCAACGAAGACUGUCUGCUUGGUUGUUCCACUGGAUUUGCAACAAAAGGCUGGGGCGAGCGUAAAGGCAUUAUCGAAAUGCAUGCCUACAGCGUCAUGAAAGCUGUCGAAAUGGACAAUGAACGACUCGUUUUGCUCAAGAACCCCUGGGGGAAAGGAGAAUGGAGGGGUGCUUGGAGCGAUGGUUCGAAGGAAUGGACUCCAGACUGGCUGCAAAAGCUCAAUCACAAGUUCGGGGACGACGGGGCCUUCUGGAUCUCAUACCACGACUUACUCAAGAAGUACAACAUCUUCGACAUCACUCGUUUGUUUGACCAUGAUUGGAAGGUCACGUCUAUCUGGACAACUCUCUCAGUUCCGUGGACUCUUGACUACCACGACACGCAUUUCGCUUUUGAACUUUCCAAAACCGGUCCGGUGGUUUUAGUUCUUGCUCAGCUGGAUGAUCGUUACUUCAGGGGUCUGGAAGGUCAAUACAGGUUCGAAUUGCAGUUCCGUCUGCACAAAGCUGGCCAGGAGGACUAUGUCGUUCGGAGUGCUGCAUCUUACCGCAUGAACCGCUCUGUAAAUGUGGAGCUUGACCUCGAGGCUGGCAGCUACGAGAUUCGCGUCCGAAUCGACGCCUUACGAUAUAGCAAUAUCCUUCCCAUCGAGCAGGUCAUUAGAAACAAUGCCAAAGGGCGCCGCGAAAAGCUGACUCGCAUCGGCUUGGCCUACGAUCUUGCUCACAGCAAAGGAAGAGUUGUUGAAUCCGCCGAGGAGAAAGCAGCGAGAGAGGCUCAAGAGAAGAAACAACGCGAGACCAAUCGUGCCGAGAUUAAACGGAAGAUACAAAAAGACCGAGAACAGGAACACUACCUGCGGACCCAGGCGAUGAAGAGGAACCUCAAGAAGAUUGCAAAGCGCAAUGCGCGACGCGAAGCCAAGGUCGACAAAAUGAAAGCCGCGCAAGCCAAGAAUCGCUCCGGGCCGGAUAUUCCCUCCGAUGCGGAAAGCUCUCGCGGACGUCCGGCGCGAGGCAAGCCUUCGAUCAAGAAGCAUGUCAAAAUCCAAGACCUCGAAUACGCGACGGAACACCUCAGCAUCUCAAACGGAAAGAAACACGAGACAGCAAAUACAGGACCCGCAGAGACUGACAACUCUGGCGCCGCAGACAAACCGCCCACUGAACCCGGGAAUCAGGAUGGAGCAAAGCCGCCUGUGGAUAAAUCAGUCAAGCUGUCAGUGGCAGUUCCUGACGACUCACAGAAGACCAAGGAGCAUACAACCGAGGAAGUACAAAUGUCGCCUAUGGAUACACGCUCCGUAACCGGCAGUGUAAGGAGUAAUGGCGACGAAGCCGCCCCCAAGGAAAGCGACGAGGCGCGAAGCGAGCCAACAGCUCCAUCAGAAGUCUUAGAGUCAAGGCUUUGCGAGUCUGACGAUGAUGAUUAUUCGAGCAUCUCCUCUUUGUACGAACCCUCCGACCGAGAAUGGGAGAUUGAGAUCGAUGCGGUCGAGGCGCGGACGAGCAGUCCUGCACGCGUGCCGCCAUCGAACUCUGCAGUCAAUGUAGACGACCAGGACGAGUUCGAGAAAGAUCCUUGGAACGCUGUAGUCGUAGUGGGACUCCGCGUUUACCAUAAAGUGCCCGAAGACGACAAAGACAACGACACCAUUGUCAAGCUUCGGGUCGUCCCGCCAAAUCCCUACGCUGAAGAGGCAGCAUCGUCGAAUAAUGCGGAAUCGAGCAGCAACAUAACCAAAGGUCUGGAUGUUGAUGACAGUGCGAAGGAUGCAACAUUGGAGGGUGAGAUCAAGCAGAGAAAGAAGAGCAUCGCUCCAACCAGCGAAGAUCUUCGGGAUGCGUCGAUACUCGUUCGUUCAGAGCUUGGCGGAAGAAGCCUGGGCGUUCCGGGUGCGGAUUCUUUGGGCAAGCCGAGGACGAAAUUGCGGACUUGA